CCUGCUCGAUUGCUCCGUUUACUUGUUUGUCUUCAGCGUUACAUCGUUUUUGUCUUUCGGAGUGCUUCUUUCCUGCGUGACGCAAAAGCGGCUUCUGUUUUUUUGAAGUCUAGGGGCUCUUCUAAAGUAAGGGAAAAGCCUGAUCUUGUCUUUGCACAGCUCUUGUCUUUGCACAGGUGUAUACUAAACGCCACAGCAAAAAGAACAAGCAAUGCAGCAAGGGGGCGCGACGAUUAUUGGUGAAGGCCUCUGGGCGCGUAUGUCCGACGUGCUGCGCUGCGCGCAGCUAUCGGGAUGCCUGCUUGCGAAGGACGCCGGUCCACCAUCCUGUGGAGCCGGUUCGCUGUACCUACUGACCGGACGCGUCGCGUGCACCGCAUGGGAACGCCUCUGCCGGCUCGUCGCCAGCUGCAGUGAAGCGGCCGUGACCUGCAUCCAAUGUGCCGUUGGUGCCGCCUCUCUUCUUUGGGCCGUUUCUGCGGUGUGCAUGGUGCUGUUGGGCGUCCACGACCUUCUGGCCCGCGUUUUCGCGGAGAUGGCGGGCUUGUCCCGUCGGGUUUCGGCGAGUCUCGUCCUCCUGUGCCGUCGUGUCGGUGGUCGCGUUCGCUGUUAUUGCAGCAAGUUUGUGACCUUCACCUGCAAGCACCCCGCGAAGCAGAGCCCGUGGCGGAAGUCGACCGCGAGAAAAGUGGCCGGCGCGCUCUGCGCGUACCUGAUUUUCGGGGGGCCCAUCGGGUUCUUCUUUGUCUCCGGGGUGGCGAGGCACUUUCUGGAGCCUUCGCAGCACGAGCGGGACGCGGGUCGUGGCGGUGAGCAGUUUGCGGUGAGUGUAGAUGCGAACGGCGAGUAUGCAUGUGAAGAAAUAUCUCCGGAGGUCCGGGAAGUAGAGGCGGGCUGGUUGUCAUAGUACAGCCCAUCUGGCGGACCACACAAACAAACUAAAUAUAAUUACCUUUUAAACUGAACUUGAACAAGAAAUGAAGCCUUCGUGUUCUCGCUGGAGUGUAGAUCAAUUCAGUAUGGUCCCAACCAGGCAUAAGAAAUUAUCGGCUUCUACUUUCCAACCCGGACAUCAAACUUGCAAUGCAUAGCGACGAAACUACGAUUACGCAGUCGACGAAAAUUAACCUCUGGGGAAAUAAAUCAUAUAGCCUUGUUUCCCAUCAGCCUGCACCCACGAGAAGUGUAAGUAAGUAACGCGCUAUGUAUCGAUAUGCUGAAUCAUGCAAAAAACAAAAGACAAAAAAGAGAUGCAAUAGUACGAACUGUCGGCCAGGCGGCUUCUAUAACGAGCAUAUUGACACCUGCUCGGGGUGAAGGUCCUCUAUGAUGUUAGCAGCUCGGGGUCUACUGCUGGUACUCACGUUCCGCAGCAGAAAAGCUUACAUGAAGUUCUUAACAGAGGGCCGCCUUUUGAUGUCGAGGCUCGUGGUAUUAAAUACUUCUAUGGGUGAGGAAAGAUAAAGAACAGGCUUGAAGAGUUUGUUCGCUGGCAUAGUGGACAACGAAGUUUUCCCUCCCGUCCUGGACGAAGAGAAUUCCGUUCCCGCAAGCAGCGGGGGGAGCGCGGCGGCAAACUUGUUUCUCGAGGAAGCGACGAGCGCCGCACCGGGUGCGGUUUUGGCCCCGGCGGUUCCCGGGAGCAAUGCGUAUCAAAUGCAACUAUGUCUGGGUCUGGAAAAGUGUAUACGCUUUUCAUGCGUGUUUUGUAUGAUUGGCCCAACCAUGAACAAGAUGCAUGUCUUAGCAUCACAGAAUUUUUGACGGCUACUGUGCAUGAGAAAUUGAUACCCUCUCUGCGCAGCAAAAACUGGAGUCCUGUUGCUGCUCCAGCAAUACAGAUUUUUUUAGGAUCCAAUAAAAGCAGCGUUACGAGUCUCACUACUCCAGACCCAAACACAUAUUUGCAAUGCAUAUCGCUGCUGCAAGCAACAAUGCCGAAGGGGGGCCGCCCGCGGUUCAUGAACAGUUCCGCCAGGACGAAGAACAAGUGCAGACUGAGAUAAACCAGCAGAACGAAAAAAAGUGGUCUCCGUUUCGUGUCAACCCCGUCCUGAAUGCUUACUGGGAGGCUUUCCGAAAGGAUGGCGUUCGGGAGGCCUGCAACGCGCGGCGACCUUAUCUCAACAACCCGAACCUUUCCGACCCGGAGGGCGACACUUCCAAAUUGCAAUGCAUGAAAGAGUUGGUCCCGUGGGUUGUAGAGAACACCGGGCCGUCUUCGACGCCGAGCAGCCGGCACACCAACGUGGGCGAAUUCGUGACAGCACUGAGUCAAGCGUUGCGUUCGGCUACUCGCGAAAGCACCGCGCGGACUACUGACGAAGGCGCCGCGACGAGGAUUACUGGCGAAAGCGCCGCGGGGGCCCCAUCUGGCGAACAAGCUCUUCAUAUGAACGGUAAAUAUGUCUAGGUCUGGAAGAAUGCAAGAUUUUUCAUGCAUAUUUCUCAUGACCCAUGAUGCCUGUAAUGCAUGAUCGAGCAUCACGGACUUUUAGAGUGCUUCCUGAUGCCCCUCUCGCUUGAGAAAUCCUCUGUCCGCGUAGCACAAUCACAAACUGGACCCCUCUUGCUGGUCAUGCAAUACAAGCAAAAAUAGCAUGACAAGUUGCAAUCUUCCAGACCCAGACACUUUUGCAGCUGAUACUUCACGGCUGUCACGACCUUAUCGAGCAGAAGAAACAGGAAGCGCUGCGGAAGGAGGAGAGCAACGCGUCUUGGUUUUCUGUGUCUUCCUGGUGGAGAACGUUGCAGAGAACGGUCUGGACCGACUACGUGUUUAAGCGGGACGUGGUCAUCCCCCUUCUCGGGGACGUGUUAGGCGAAUGCAAACCCAGUCCUGCGCCAAAGGCUCAGGACAUUCUUGAAGAAGGCUUACUCAAUCAACUGAUAGGUGGGCAUUUACCGCUCCACGACCUCGCGCAGUUCGGAAUGGUUUCAGGGGGUACGCACACGACUUCAAGAAGACUUCUUAACGCUGACCCAGAGUUGACCAGGGACGGAAAGAAGCGCGGGAAGGCCUUUCCGCGGGACAUCGCCGUUUUGAAGAACGCAGUCAAGCUCUGUAUCAAAUGCAAACUACCUAUGGUCUGGGCCAGGAAGAGUGCCCUUGUUUGUGCAUGCAUGAUCUUCUUGAGCAGAUAGAUGGGCAGGAAUGCACACGCAGCAGCAAAGAUUUUGCGAACGCUUACUAAUCCUUACUUACUCCACAUGAGAAGUUUGCUCGCUACUUGUCUAGGAAAAAGUAGGUAGCCACGGCCUUGGGCUUUGGCACUGAUGAAAUGCAGAUUUUUUUCUGCUCGGGAUUUAGAAUGAGAAGCUGGAACAAUUCUUCCAGACCCAGACAACAUAAGUGGUUGCGAUGCAUGCUCUGGACCAGAGUUGCGCAAGACGAACAUUUGCAACAGCAGCGGCAACAGAAGCGCGACGAAGUUGUGGAGAAGUACGGCGAGCCGAAUAUGGAAGCUCCAGAUCUGAAAUCGACAAAGCUGAAAUUAUGA
Messenger RNA from Amoebophrya sp. A120, 3500 nucleotides. Lineage: Eukaryota; Dinophyceae; Syndiniales; Amoebophryaceae. The record is from the annotation of a GenBank genome assembly.